GGUCACAUCGAGAGCGAUCGCUUAUUUUUAUUUCGGGGAUUUUACGUAUGCUCCUAAGUUUUAUUCCUUAUCAGCUGUUGAUUAUUUAAUCCUUUGAAUUGCUUUGCCCCGUAACUAGAAGCCCAGAAAAUAUGAACAUCCUUGGCUUGACCGUUGUGUUGAUAGCGGCGGCUGCGGCUAUAUUCUUCUCCUGGCCCAGUACUCCACAAGUUGCGCCGCACCGCAACCGUGAUGAAGAGGAAGAAGAGAUCCAUGGUCCCGAUGGGAAGUUGCGAAGCCACUUCGGCCAGCAGCAAAUGCGCCGCAGCCGUCCGGGCGACAAAUGUUCAGUUUGCCUUGACGAGAUGAUGGAUGGAGAGUUGCAUAUGAUGCAGUGCGGUCAUGCGCUGCAUACAACAUGCUUCGAGGAGUAUCGCUAUUUGCGAAGGAACUGCCCUCUGUGUAGCAAGUUAGUGAAUCCGAGUCUACCCGGUGACGACUGCCCAAUCUGUUUGGGUCCACUCUCCAAGGAUGAUAUGAGGCAUCUUGCCUGUCAGCACGCUCAACAUAGUCAGUGUCUGGCUCAGUUUCGGUUUAGUGGAUAUAAAGUCUGUCCACUAUGCCGCCAACCAGAUAUAUAGAUAAGACAAUACAAAACACAUGGAUCUACAAGCGAGGAAAAGAAAAAAAAAUGUCAGCGCAAAGCGUUUGACUUUCCCAUUUAAAAUCACAAUCAGCACAAAAAGAACGCGAUAAGCAAUUGAAAUAAGUCUGUCUUAGCAUGUAAUUGUCAUAAGUUUUGUUAAAUAAACAACAUGAAACGACUUA
Drosophila ananassae is the source of this 807-nucleotide messenger RNA. Its product is annotated as E3 ubiquitin-protein ligase RNF167. The record is from RefSeq and is a predicted model, not a curated record. NCBI's taxonomy places the organism in Eukaryota, Metazoa, Arthropoda, Insecta, Diptera, Drosophilidae. Bases 132 to 620 code for a protein of 162 amino acids. The transcript has 2 exons.